Suncus etruscus (white-toothed pygmy shrew) is the source of this 966-nucleotide messenger RNA. RefSeq names its product olfactory receptor 2H1-like. Gene Ontology annotation, biological process: G protein-coupled receptor signaling pathway. The transcript is spliced from 2 exons. Gene Ontology annotation, molecular function: olfactory receptor activity; G protein-coupled receptor activity. The coding region runs from base 1 to 966 and encodes 321 amino acids. Gene Ontology annotation, cellular component: membrane. NCBI's taxonomy places the organism in Eukaryota, Metazoa, Chordata, Mammalia, Eulipotyphla, Soricidae. The record is from RefSeq and is a predicted model, not a curated record.
AUGCCCUGGAGACAGCUGCUCAACAGGCCUGCCAACGACUCUACCCCAGAUGGCUUCAUCCUGUUGGGCUUCUCUGACAAACCCAGACUGGAAAUGACCCUCUUCGUGGUGGUGUCAGUCUUUUACCUGGUCACCUUGCUGGGAAACCUCACCAUCAUCCUGCUGGCCCGCCUGGACCCCCACCUGCACACGCCCAUGUACUUCUUCCUCACACAGCUGUCCCUGCUGGACCUGUGCUUCACCACCAGCUGCAUCCCACAGAUGCUGUUCAACCUGUGGGGCCCAGACAAGACCAUCAGCUACCUGGGCUGUGCCGUCCAGCUCUACAUCUUUCUGGGCCUGGGCGCCGCGGAGUGCGUGCUGCUGCUGAUCAUGGCCUAUGACCGCUACAUGGCUGUGUGCCGCCCACUGCAUUACGCACUCGUCAUGCACCCCAAACUGUGUCACCGGCUGGCUCUCCUGGUGUGGGUGAGUGGAGUCUUUGGCACCUUGGUGCAGUCUCCCACCACCAUGAAGCUGCCUUUCUGCCACCACCACCAGGUCGACGACUUUGUCUGCGAAGUCCCAGCCCUGAUCCGCUUGGCUUGUGGGGACACUCGUGUCAAUGAGCUCCAGAUCUCUGUCAUCGGUGCCGUAUUCCUUCUGGGUCCCCUGAUUCUCAUUCUCGUGUCCUACGGACACAUUGCCCGCGCCGUGCUGGCCAUCCAGUCCCGGGAGGGGAGGAGCAAGGCCAUGCGCACCUGCUCGUCCCACCUCAUCGUGGUCCUGCUCUUCUACGGCAGUGUCACUGCUGUCUACAUCAGGCCCCGGAGCCGCUUCUCUCAGAAGGGAGGGAAGUUUCUGACACUGUUUUACACUGUGAUCACCCCCACGCUCAACCCUCUCAUCUACACUUUGAGGAAUAAGGAUGUGAAGGGGGCUCUCAGGAGGCAAUUUGGAAAAGACAGAAAGGCCAGAGACGCAUGA